AUGACCCCGGUCCACCAAUUCGUCUUUCAAAUUGGUCUAGGCUAUCAAUCAAUUUCACAAUUUUCCUUCAACGNUGAAAUUGCUCUCUACGUUCCCUCGAGACCUACACUGCAUGAUGUGAUCACGUUUGGCAAUGACGGUGUGGAAUUCCGAUCAGUAGAGAUUGCUCAAUCCCCGCACGAUUCAUCCGUGCAAUCCAGUCCGAGAAACUUGGUGAAACAAAUUGCAACUGAGGAGGAAGAGGAGGAAGAAGGAUCGAUGUCUACGGACCAUGAAAUGGAAGACGUACCGACGACUUCCGAUCUCGCACCGGGAACAGAAGUUUCAGAUUCCGAACAAAGUGUUACCGUGUUGGCGGACAGCUGUGUGGACAACGAACAGUCUGACCAGACAUCCGUGACUGUCGAAUGCACAACAGCAGUGGACAAUCAAGCCGUAACCAUGGAAUCCCCCACUAAGGCUGAGGCACAAGACAUAACCAAAAGUUGCUCAUCUGAUCGUACCUCACUGGUUUUGGAUUCUGUGCAACCCGCGGUGACCGACCCUGAACAUGUUACGACCGAGACACCGCCCACCUCGCCAGGGGAAUAUCGUCUGGGGCUACUCAUUGAUCCGCAACUACAACAGGUCCCCUGGGCCUUGAUGCGUUGUGUCAGACAAUGGGCUUUGCGAGCCGAGGACUACGCCAGUUCGUGCCGAGACGCACGAGCUGUGGUACAAAUUAUUCAGGACACUAUGGAACUGCUCGACAUGGCCAGUUCGUUCGAAACUUGGAUGGAAGAAAAGUGA
Molecule: messenger RNA, 789 nt
Organism: Echinostoma caproni
Lineage: Eukaryota; Metazoa; Platyhelminthes; Trematoda; Plagiorchiida; Echinostomatidae
Source: the annotation of a GenBank genome assembly